This is a messenger RNA of Saccostrea echinata, 3270 nucleotides long. RefSeq names its product b(0,+)-type amino acid transporter 1-like. Gene Ontology annotation, biological process: amino acid transmembrane transport. The transcript has 13 exons. Gene Ontology annotation, cellular component: membrane. Bases 209 to 1765 code for a protein of 518 amino acids. Gene Ontology annotation, molecular function: L-amino acid transmembrane transporter activity. Lineage: Eukaryota; Metazoa; Mollusca; Bivalvia; Ostreida; Ostreidae. The record is from RefSeq and is a predicted model, not a curated record.
AUAGCUGCAGCUAUUGAUAUAUCCCAGGCACUGUGCUUCAGUGUAGUCGUCAGUCGUGUUCUCCUUUUGUGGUGAAGCUGGCAACAGUGUGUAUCGCUUAUUUCAAAUCAAUGAGCUUGGCUUCCCUUCAGUAUUAGUUUUACAUUGAAUUAAGGUACAACCAGGACUGUUUUUCAUUCAUUAAUAAUUACCAUCUUCUGAAGAAAUUAUGCCUCCGAAUCAGAAUUUGGAAACCCAAAUCAAUGGCAAUGCUGUGAACGGCAAACUGUAUCUCCGUAAUGGAUCCCUUAACAAUAAUCCAGAGGGAAAACUGGCUGUUCUAGACAAAAAUGGGGAAAAAGAUCACUGUAAUUUACAGAAGAGGGUGGGGCUGCUAUCUGGUGUAUGCCUUAUAGUGGGAACUAUGAUAGGAUCAGGAAUCUUCAUAUCUCCGAAGGGUGUGUUAGCAGGAACGGGGUCUGUGGGUCUGAGUCUGAUUGUGUGGGUUGGAUGUGGAAUUAUCAGUCUUUUUGGUGCUCUCUCCUAUGCUGAACUUGGAACGUUAAUAACCAAAUCAGGAGCAGAAUAUGCUUAUCUACACGAGGCAUUUGGACCCUUCCAUAAGACCCUGGGACCCGUUCCAGCUUUCCUCUUUGCCUGGACAUCAGUCCUGAUUCUGAAGCCUGCACUGUUUGGGGUGGUGUCUAUGAGUUUUGCUCUGUACACCACAGAACCAUUCUUUGAGUGCGGGCCACCAGAUGUCCUUGUCAAAAUAGUCGCCAUUGUGUGUCUCUUUUUUGUAUCAGCUGUCAAUUGCUAUAGUGUAAAGCUGGCAACGAAAGUUCAGAAUGUUUUCACAGUGGCCAAGUUGGUUGCUAUAGCUGUCAUCACCAUAGGAGGAUUUGUUUACAUGGGGAAAGGUGAAGUAGAAGAAAUUAACACCGGCUUUGAGGAUACUGUCCAGUCUCCUUCUCUAAUAGCUCUAGCCUUUUAUGAUGGACUAUGGGCUUAUGAUGGCUGGAACAAUUUGAAUUACAUCACUGAAGAAAUAAGAAACCCCACAAGGAACCUGCCCUUGGCCAUUAUGAUUGGGAUUCCUCUGGUUACUUUAUGCUACCUCCUCACUAACCUUUCCUACUACACUGUAAUGACCAGGGCAGAACUGCUCCGCUCCACUGCUGUCGCUGCUACCUGGGGAGAUAGAGUCCUGGGUGGUGCUGCAGUUCUUAUACCUAUAUUUGUGGCCAUGUCCACAUUUGGUGCUGCCAAUGGCUCCUGCUUUACGGGUGGAAGACUGACAUUUGUAGCUGCUAGGGAGGGACAUCUACCAAAGGUCCUGUCCUAUGUCCAUAUAAAGAAAUUCACUCCUUUACCCUCUCUCAUGGUUUCUACUUUCCUGGCAGCUGUUAUGGUGCUGAUGGGAGACAUUUUUGCCCUUAUUGAUUUCUUCAGCUUCACAGCCUGGUUGUUUUAUGGCAGUACAAUGGCAGCAUUACUGGUGUUGAGAUACACCAAGAGGAAUGCAAAAAGACCUUACAAGGUGCCCAUUAUUUUGCCAAUCACAGUACUCUGUGUGUCUGUGUAUCUUGUGAUAGCCCCCAUUGUCAACGAUCCUAGGAUUGAGUUCCUGUAUGCUUUCAUCUUUGUCAUUAGCGGUUUGAUCUUCUAUGUUCCAUUUGUGGUGAUGAAGAAGUCACUUCCUUACACAGAGACUGUGACUAAAUUCAUUCAGCUGAUUUUGUGGUGUGCCCCUAGCCGAUAUGAAUCUGAACUUGUUGGAGACUGAUGAACGCCAUUAAUGCAUUUAGAUACUAUUUAACAAAAUUCUAGCUGUGAUAUUGUGUUAUAUAUAAGACAUUUAUAUUUACUUCAUAUGCAUUAAUCAUGUUAUAAGUUCACAAAGCAGCAUUCAAAGAAAAUAUAUUUAUUUUAAUGUUAAAAAAAUCUUGUUAGUGAAUAUAAUAUUUUUUUUUUCUUAUUUAUUUGUGAACAUGAGGGGUGAAAAAAUAAUUUCCAUUAUUGAAUGUAGCUAAAUAUUUAUUUAUGUUAGACCUUUCAUGUACUGUUAUGAUUCUUAUAGUUAAUAAUAUUGCAAAUAGAAUUCAUGUAGAUGUAUAUAAAACUAGACUGCUAUGGCUUACUUCAAACCAUGAAUGUUGGAAUGACAUAGGUUAUUUUGGUUUUUAUGUAGUUAGUUUUCAUUCUUUGGUAAUUUUUACAUUCCAGGGAAAAAAAAUACCCAGAAACUUAACCUGCAUUUAGGAUUCUUUCAUUCUUCUCAUAUACAUAUAUAAUUUUUGGAUUAUUUGUUUGUUUGUUUGUUUUGAUAUUUUGUCCUCCAUUUUUUCAGUUCUUCAAGGUGUUCAUGUAUUACUAGGUGUGCCAAAUAUUACAGCCUUUUGUAAUUCAGCAUUGCAGAUUGUUCAAAUUCUUGUUACUCCUGAUAGAAGCAUUUUUUAACAAUACUGUGUUGCAGAAUGGUGUAAAUAUUAUAUACUAUGUAUAUAUGUAUAAAUCAAGCCGGCUUUCUGAAAUCAAUAAGCACAGAGUGGUUUUUGUUUGUAUUUUACAUCUGUUUUUUUGCUUGGCUUUGAAAUGUCUGUAUUUUAAAGUAUCAGUGCAUUUAUGUUUCUCUCUUUCUGAACCCACCAAGAAGUAUGUUAAUUCUUAUGUUGUUGAAGUUUCCGUUGAUGUGGUGACUGAAGAUUAAGCAAUAUUUCCCAGUCUCCUGUUUAACAUUGUUUGUGUACUUUCCCAUUUGUCUUAUGAUUACAAUUCCCAAACCAUGAGAUUCUUAAUUACACACCAUUUAUGUGAUAUGUCAUUGGUCAUGUACAGUGUCCUUGAUUAUAUUUACAUAUUGUUUAACAAUGUAUUUAUGUAUAUAUGUAAAAUACCUAUAUAUUGGGAAUUAUCCCACAAGAAACAGCAUUCAGGGUUUUAUAAGUAUUAAUUAUUUAUAUAUCAUUGUAAAGUCUAUGAAAUGACAUUAAAAUUGAACACAGGCCAAUUCCUAAGUAGAAUUUAUUAUAUUUAUGGAAUAUUAUUUUUAUUUAUAAUGUUCAUUCAUAACCAGGGCAGGGUGUCAAAUGUAGUGAAAAUGGACAUAGUUGCUUGCUUUUGUUACAAGGAUCCUGGGACGAGUUGUGACAGUAUUUCAUGGUCAUUAUAAGCAUUAUUUGUUGGUGAGCGUUUUGUGUUCUGAUUGAUUGUUGGCUUAUAUGGUAACAUAUUUAUGCAAAAAAAGUGUAAAUACACGGAUCUCAAUAAAUCAUACUGCAGACCUAUGAA